ACCUAGCGGCUGAGCGCCAGAAUAACUUGUCCUGUCAAUCCAACGUGUUGUUCCUGAAGGUGUUGGGCCCCUGAGUGCGUGGUAACCCGGCAUGGGGCUGGACAGCUGACUGGACUCCCGGGCCCUGCAGUGCGGCUGACACCACGGCCAGUCUUCUGUGUGCGCUGUACUAGGAAGGAGCCGUCUGCGCUGGGCUGCGGUACCGCACAGUGUGGAGAGUAACUGUGUAAUGAUCUGGAGACUCGCUGGGCAAUAUAUUGCCUGUGGAAGAAGGAAUCUCUUUCGGCACUUGACUACUGUACGUAGAGAACCAAUGAAGUACAUACUGGUGACUGGAGGCGUCAUCUCUGGCAUUGGAAAAGGAAUCAUCGCCAGCAGCAUUGGUACCAUACUGAAGUCAUGUGGGCUUCGAGUGACCGCCAUUAAAAUUGACCCGUACAUUAAUAUUGAUGCUGGGACUUUUUCACCUUAUGAGCAUGGCGAAGUGUUUGUGCUGGACGAUGGAGGGGAGGUAGACUUGGAUUUGGGAAAUUACGAGAGAUUCCUGGAUAUCAGUCUGUAUAAGGACAACAAUAUCACUACAGGAAAGAUUUAUCAGCAUGUGAUUAACAAGGAGCGGCGAGGAGACUACCUGGGCAAAACCGUGCAAGUGGUCCCACAUAUUACGGAUGCUAUUCAGGAAUGGGUGAUGAAGCAGGCAACAGUCCCAGUGGACAAGGACCAUCAGGAGCCUCAGAUCUGUGUCAUUGAGCUUGGUGGAACUAUUGGAGACAUUGAGGGAAUGGCUUUCAUAGAAGCUUUCAGGCAGUUCCAGUUUAAAGCCAAGAGAGAAAACUUCUGUAACAUACAUGUCAGCCUUGUGCCGCAGCCAACAGCUACAGGAGAACAAAAGACCAAACCAACGCAGAACAGCGUCCGCGCGCUCAGGGGUCUGGGCCUAUCUCCAGACUUGAUUGUGUGUAGGAGUACCAAACCCAUUGAGAUGGCUGUGAAACAGAAGAUUUCAAUGUUCUGUCAUGUGGAACCCGAACAGGUCAUUUUCAUUCAUGACGUGUCUUCUACAUACCGUGUCCCCAUUUUAUUAGAGGAACAAGGAAUUAUUACGUAUUUUAAACACAGAUUGAACCUUCCUGUGGAUGAUAAGCCCACUGUGCAGCUUCUGAAAUGGAAAAGAAUGGCUGACAGGUAUGAACGACUGCUGCAGACCUGCUCCAUAGCACUGGUUGGAAAAUACACCAAACUGAGUGACUGUUAUACCUCUGUCUUCAAGGCGCUAGAGCACUCUGCCCUGGCCAUCAACCAUAAGCUGAAUUUAAUGUAUAUAGACUCUGCUGAACUAGAACCUUCAAACAAAACAGAAGACCCUGUGAAAUAUCAUAAGGCCUGGGAAAAGCUGUGCAAAGCUCAGGGUAUAUUGGUUCCUGGUGGAUUUGGAUCACGAGGAACUGAAGGAAAACUUGAAGCAAUCACCUGGGCCAGAGAAAGAAAGAUUCCUUUCCUAGGUGUAUGCUUGGGGAUGCAGUUGGCUGUAGUGGAAUUUGCAAGAAAUUGUUUGAACUGGAAAGAUGCAAACUCUACAGAAUUUGACCCAAACACAAAGAAUCCAGUGGUGAUUGACAUGCCUGAACACAACCCAGGAGACAUGGGUGGAACAAUGCGACUGGGGAAGCGGAAGACUGUUUUUACAGCAAGUAGCUCCACCCUAAAAAAGCUGUAUAAAAAUAUGGAUUUUGUGGAAGAACGUCAUCGACAUCGCUAUGAGGUGAAUCCAGAACUUAUUCCACAGUUUGAAGAAAAAGGUCUAAAGUUUGUUGGACAUGACACUGAGGGACAGAGGAUGGAGAUCAUUGAGCUUGAAGAUCAUCCAUACUUUGUUGGCGUGCAGUUUCAUCCAGAAUUCUCAUCCAGACCUAUGAAACCUUCUCCUCCUUAUCUUGGGCUAAUGUUGGCUGCCUCUGGAAAGCUAUCUACAUACAUACAGAAUGGCGGCAAGCUAUCUCCCAGAAAAUAGUCCUUCUCUGCUGUUCCACAAACUUCCCCAUGAUUGAUACUGCAAAUAUCUUGCCUGGCACUGUCAAUCUUGCACCUGCACCAUUUUUCCGUUAUACUUCUGUGAUUUUAGAAGUAAAGAUGAAUGAAUGAAAGGUGUCUGGACCGUUUCACCUGCUUCUCUAUGAGAUCUUUACACCAGCACUGACGGUAGGGGAAGGGAGCAGGAAAGUUUGUGAGUGUGUUAGACCAACUCUGAAUG
This is a messenger RNA of Bufo gargarizans (Asiatic toad), 2251 nucleotides long. It is a transcript of the gene CTPS2, whose product is annotated as CTP synthase 2. The record is from RefSeq and is a predicted model, not a curated record. Gene Ontology annotation, molecular function: identical protein binding; CTP synthase activity. Gene Ontology annotation, cellular component: cytoplasm; cytoophidium. NCBI's taxonomy places the organism in Eukaryota, Metazoa, Chordata, Amphibia, Anura, Bufonidae. The transcript has 19 exons. Gene Ontology annotation, biological process: pyrimidine nucleobase biosynthetic process; CTP biosynthetic process. Bases 230 to 2011 code for a protein of 593 amino acids.